Messenger RNA from Cajanus cajan (pigeon pea), 837 nucleotides. RefSeq names its product zinc-finger homeodomain protein 2. Gene Ontology annotation, molecular function: transcription cis-regulatory region binding; DNA-binding transcription factor activity. The record is from RefSeq and is a predicted model, not a curated record. Gene Ontology annotation, cellular component: nucleus. Lineage: Eukaryota; Viridiplantae; Streptophyta; Magnoliopsida; Fabales; Fabaceae. Gene Ontology annotation, biological process: regulation of developmental process; regulation of DNA-templated transcription.
GGGUUUGAGCAUCCUUGAUGUAUAUAUAUUCGGAAAAGUUAGGGAUAAAUGAGUUAGUAUUGUAAGGAGCGGUAGACGAUAAAAGGGUUAAAGUAAUAUGUGAAUUGGAGUAGUUUAUAAAAUAGAAUGAGUGUGGGUGUAGAAAACAUUAUCUUAACGAAUUUCAUGGGGACGUCUCCGUUUACUUAUAAAUAGUACGUAGCUAGCGUGUCCUUAGAACGGGGGACAGUGUAAAUAUCGUAUCCAACCAUGACCAUAGUAGUCAUUGCAAAUGUGAAAUGUUAUAUAUUAUAGUAUAUGCAAAGUUUGCAUUGCAGAGAGAGAGAGAGAGAGAGAGAAGAUCAAUGGAAGGAGGAUCUGGCGAGAAGUGGAACAGCGUAUACAGAGAGUGCUUGAGAAACCAUGCAGCAAGCCUCGGAAGCUACGCCACUGACGGCUGCGGCGAGUUCACGGUGGACGGAGGGGGGCUACAAUGCGCGGCGUGCGGGUGCCACCGCAACUUCCACCGGAAGGUGAAGUACCCGGCGGCCCCCGAGAGCCCUCCGGCGAUGGAGUAUGGCGAAGGGAGCAAGAAGCGGGUCAGGUCAAAGUUCUCGGCGGAGCAGAAGGAGAAGAUGCUGGCGUUUGCGGAGAAGCUCGGUUGGAAGCUUCAGAGGAAGGAUCUUGAUGAUGAGAUAGAGAGGUUCUGCCGAGGGAUUGGAGUUAGCAGGCAAGUCUUCAAAGUUUGGAUGCAUAACCAUAAGAACUCCAACUCUUCUUCUUCUACUGGCAAUGUCUCUUCCCUCACUCAGUAACUAUUUAUUACUUAAUAUCACUUCCAGUUCCAUGUUUCCUCUU